CGACAUCAUCGUCAUCGUCGUCAGCAUACGUAGUGACGAGCACUGUCCUUCCAAGGUCAAUCGAACGUGCUUUACAUCUGGUUGCGCCGCAUGACUUUCAGGACCCUUCCGUUGCUUCUCUAUCAAACACACUCCCCUUUAUGUGAAACGAGUCUUCGCAACUUCCAGCCAAUUAACAUUCAGUAUUGAAAUCCUCAUUGACGUUUUUCUAUCAAGACUCCAAUCUCUCAAAGAUGGCAGAAAUUGAUCCAGCAGACCUGAGACCGUAUCCAUUCAAAUAUCAGUCAUCGAGAGCGGUGCAUAGCAUCCUGAUCGGCGAGGAUGCUGCAACUACUCUGAUUGACGCGAGCUCAGCCGGAGACAUCGCGACUGUCAGAAGCCUGCUCGAGCAGCCAGCAUGGAUGAAGAUCGCGCUAGAAACGCAACAUUACAUAUACUCCGAAGACCGGCCCGCCAAGGACAAAGAUGAUGUUCGAGGCGUACUUGCGAUGAAGAAGAUGAACCUCGAUCGCGCCAUCUUACCGGCAGCUAUUAAUGGUCACGCCGAGGUGGUCGCAGCUUUACUCGAAUUUGCCUCAAAACACGACGUCAAGCCGAGUGAUGUGAUUGACCGAGAAGCUAUCCGAUCCACCGUCCAAAAUGACCACGUCGCUGUGUUCGAAGCGCUAGUCGCAGCAGAUCGAAACGUUGCCACAUUCGACAUCCACCAUGAGCAGCGGCCGUUGGACCUAGCUCUGUCACGAGGUAGUCCCGAGAUGGUCGCAGCCAUUCUCAAAGCAGGCGGGGGUCGUGAAUUCCAUAUCAAAGGCCAACCCGUACCAAGCUAUUCCGGUUCCCGCAUGUGCAAAUCCAGCAACAAGGCAAAAGUUGAGCUACUGAUACAGAAUGGUUAUGCCGUCAAGGGUUCUGGCGCGUUGCAGAUGGCAGCAGAGCGCGGCGCUCUAGAGACCAUCACUUACCUGGUAGAGCAAGGCGCUGAUGUGAAUGAGAUUCUGCCUGCGGAAACUCUCCCUCGUCGCGAGAAUGCGAUUUUUGCGAGUUGGACACCCAUGCACUACGCUGCGAAGUGGCGCAAGGAAGAGGCGAUGAAGUUGCUGGAAAGCUAUGGUGCGAAGACUGAUGUGGUCGAUGUGAAUGGAAAGACUCCUGCGCAGCUGCUGGAGGAGCGGAAAGCUGCAGUAGCUGAGAAGUCCUAAUUCUGAUGGGAGAUGUACUCAUCAUCCUGUGGGUUGAAAGCGGCGAGUAGAGUUGUCUAUAUGUAGCAUGCGUCUACCCAGCGUAUGCGUAGAGGCAUGGGUGACUUAUCGCAUACACUUCUUGGAUAGUGACCGAUCAAGGCGUCACCAUGUGGAAUGAAUUCGUCUGCGAUACUUUGCUGUACCCUUUACACAUGCGAGAUGUGACUG
This is a messenger RNA of Dissoconium aciculare CBS 342.82, 1406 nucleotides long. Its product is annotated as ankyrin. The record is from RefSeq and is a predicted model, not a curated record. NCBI's taxonomy places the organism in Eukaryota, Fungi, Ascomycota, Dothideomycetes, Mycosphaerellales, Dissoconiaceae. The transcript has a single exon. Gene Ontology annotation, molecular function: protein binding. The coding region runs from base 234 to 1196 and encodes 320 amino acids.